ACAGCCUGGCCUCGAGAUGUGUGGCUGCAGAGCCAGUGUUCCCAGCACGAAGCAGUAUUCCGUCAAUCAGCCGGCUCCUGCUGCCACCAAAAAAAGCCCUCCGRCUGCUGCAGGCAUGCCCAAGGGCAUACCCAUAGCCAAGCAGCUGGCAUCAAUAAAAGCUCUAGGAAAAGGCUCAGACCUUGAAAAGGCUUUUGCUACAGCAGCUUUGGUGUAUAACAACUGUGCUGACCCCGAGGGCAARCUGAGCAAAUCUGAAACCAAGAGUUUACUGCAGUCCCAGUUUUGCCAUUUCAUACAGGGUCAAGAAAACAAACCAAAAUACCAGGAGAUMAUUUCUUCCUUGGAUGAGGAGUCAGAGAACAAAAUUGAUUUUGAAGAUUUCAUGAUCUUGUUAGUCAGUCUCACUCUGAUGUCUGACCUGCUGCAGGAGAUCAAAAAUGUGAAAACCACAAAAUGAUCUGUGAUUUUAAAGAA
Messenger RNA from Malurus melanocephalus (red-backed fairy wren), 477 nucleotides. It is a transcript of the gene SNTN, whose product is annotated as sentan, cilia apical structure protein. NCBI's taxonomy places the organism in Eukaryota, Metazoa, Chordata, Aves, Passeriformes, Maluridae. The record is from RefSeq and is a predicted model, not a curated record. The transcript has 4 exons. Bases 17 to 460 code for a protein of 147 amino acids. Gene Ontology annotation, molecular function: transition metal ion binding; calcium ion binding.